UCUAGGGUUUUCAAGGAGUAUGGCGCUCUUGGACGUUGCUGGUGGCGUGGCGCUGGCGAUCUUGUCCGGAUCGGUGCUGCUGCUAGUGCUGCUGAUCUUGCCGGUCGCCGGCUAUCUCUUUUCGCCGCGCUCGCUGCCCCAAGGUACCAAUGCGGCUAGGAAAAGAAAUGUUUUGCUUGUGAUUGCUCAUCCGGAUGACGAAUCGAUGUUCUUUGGACCCACGCUUUUGGGUUUGGCGUCCACUGGGGCUUAUAAUGUUAGAGUCCUUUGCCUCUCCUCAGGGAAUGUGGAUGGCAGAGGCUGGCAGCGAAAGGAAGAAAUUCUUGCUGCGUGUUUGGUGCUCAAAGUGCCGCUCGGAAACGUUGAAGUGAUGGACGUACCGGAGCUUCAAGAUGGUUUUGCGGAGCGUUGGGAUAUAGAAUUGAUCAGGCGUGUUGUACAACAGCACAUUAUGGAUCACAAAAUCACAACACUUAUUACUUUUGACUCGUAUGGUAUUUCGGGACACCCCAACCAUCGCUCAGUGCAUCAUGCUAUUUGUGCUUUGCUGCUGCAACUAGAGUCCAACAAAGAUCCUGUUGUGGAAGCUUGGCAGCUCGCAAGUUCAUCUUUGCUGCGAAAGUUUCUCGGUCCUCUGGAUGUAUGCAUUUCGCUAAUAGAGCAGCACCUACGGGAUCCUUCCAAGCACCACUGCUUUUAUAGCCAGAAGCCGUGGACAAACGCUAGAGCCAUGCGACAGCACAGGAGCCAGUGGAUAUGGUACCGCAAGCUUUUUGUCAUCUUCUCGAGGUACACUUAUGUCAACAGUUUGAAGCAGGAAGUUACCAAAACGAAACUCAGGUGCUUUGCAUUGGGGAGGGAUUUGUUUGUGCAUGAAUUCUCGCCUCGGCAAUCGCACUGGAGGACGCUUUCGGGGAGCAGUGCGCGCAGUGGUCAUUUCAAAACAAUCACCCGGAAAAUGAUUGAUCAUGAGUGGUCACCACUGAAGAGUGAUUGCUCCAAGCGCAAUCCUACGAAGUUGGAAACAACCAAAAAAAAAAAGCUUGGUGUGUGUAAGCUCCGUAGCGAGACGAGAAAAUACGCGUAUUUCUGGAAAGGAAGGAGAGAGUGGAUGGGAAUCGAACACGGCACUGGUGCCUGUGGCUGUCAGGGCCUGUACGGUCGCCCGUCCAUAAAGUUAAAAUCCCCUUCUUUUGACUAACGGUCUGGCUUUGACUGGUCAAUGGGAUAAGAUACUGGAAGGAUCUAGGCAGUGAUAAACGUGAAAAUGCCACAAGCUUUACGGCCA
Molecule: messenger RNA, 1288 nt
Organism: Selaginella moellendorffii
Lineage: Eukaryota; Viridiplantae; Streptophyta; Lycopodiopsida; Selaginellales; Selaginellaceae
Product: N-acetylglucosaminyl-phosphatidylinositol de-N-acetylase-like
Exons: 12
Coding region: 20-1201 (393 amino acids)
Biological process (GO): GPI anchor biosynthetic process
Cellular component (GO): endoplasmic reticulum
Molecular function (GO): N-acetylglucosaminylphosphatidylinositol deacetylase activity
Source: RefSeq, a predicted model, not a curated record